UCAUCUCUACCAACUCAACCAACUCAACCAACUCAAACAAUCCAAGAACGCAAGAACUCUACAAGACAAGACUCAAGUUAAAUCUAUCCCAUGGCGAUUUUCAAUCGAAAAUCAAACCAAAACUCGGACCCAAAUCAUAACACAACGGCUGAGGAUAAACAGAAAUGGUCAAGAAGACCGGCAAAUACCGCAUUCAAACAACAACGUCUCAAGGCUUGGCAACCAAUCUUAACCCCCAAAACCGUCCUACCGAUCUUCUUCUUGAUUGGAAUCACUUUUGCUCCCAUCGGCGGGAUACUCUUGUGGGGUAGCUCUAAGGUCAAUGAAUUUACGAUUGACUAUACCAAUUGUGAUGUCGAUGCACCUCAAGUUCCAGCUGGUGGAGACACAAACAAUGGAUUCCAAAAUCUCCCCUCAGACAAAUAUGGCUAUCAUUUCUCGAAUUCUGAUGCCCCGGUUCCCUCGCCGCCAUCAUGGCUUUUCAUCAACAAUCAGGCAAAUCAAAACGUCUCUUUGCGUUCACUUUGUCGACUGACCUUUCAACUACCAACUCCUCUCGACCCACCCGUGUUCAUGUACUACAAGCUUACAAAUUACUAUCAAAACCAUCGUCGAUAUGUGAAAUCCUUAUCAAUCGACCAACUCAAAGGCAAGAUAGUCCCGAUUGAGACACUCGACCGAGAUGACCAAUGUAAACCGGUUGCUCGAUCUCCUUCGAACCCUAGUAUGCCAAUUUACCCCUGUGGUCUGAUCGCCAACAGUCUCUUCAACGAUACUUUCCUCUCUCCGAUCCUCCUCAACCCUCCCAACUCAAACUCAAAUAGUAUGAUUUAUCAGAUGUCUGAAAAGGGGAUUGCUUGGAGCGGAGAAGCUGAAAAAUACAAACACACGCCAUACACUAACUCUCAAGUCGCCCCUCCACCUUUCUGGGCUAAUCGCUAUCCUAAUGGUUAUACUGAUCAAAACCCGAUACCUGACUUGAGUCGCGAUGAACAUUUUCAGGUUUGGAUGCGCACCGCUGGUCUUCCAACCUUCCGAAAGUUGUACUUCAGACAAGACACUAACCGCAUGCUGGCGGGUAGUUAUGUCAUGGAUAUCUACAUGAAUUACCCAGUCCGGCCGUAUGGAGGGACGAAAUCGAUUGUAUUUUCCACCGUCAGCUUUAUUGGAGGAAGGAAUCCCUUCUUAGGGGUUGCAUACUUGGUUGUCGGGUCGUUCUGCUUCCUGAUUGGUGUCGUGUUGAGCAUCCGUCAUUUGAUCAAACCUAGGAGAUUAGGAGACAUGAAAUACCUCUCAUGGAACAAGCCUAAAUCAAAGUAAUCUUUUUCAAACCAACCCCACAUCCAAAGAUUUCCUUCCCCAGAACCUUAAUUGUCUCACCUUGGAUCACUAUCAAUCUCUCUUGCUCACUCAAAUAGCUGGAUUUGUAACCCGUUUGUUCAUUAGUGCUGUUAUUUCUUUUUCUACUCAACUUCAUGAUCACACAAAAUCCCUUUCAGCUGUGAAUACUUACCGGACUUUGAUCCCACAUCUCAGUAUGCAUAAUCACUUCUUUUGAUGUUGAUGAUCUUCAUUUUACUCACAUAUGUACACAUCUGUGUUUCAUCUUUGUAAAGUCGUCUUUUGUUUUUUAACCCCUCACUUCUUUGUUUUUUGAGCUGUCUUAGCCACCCAAUUCAGAUUCUAUCCUCUUUCAUUUCUCUUUUCAAAAGAAUUUUUUUUGUGUUGGAUUCAAUUCUACAAAGACUUUUUUCUCCUUGAUCCCUUUCACCAUGACUUAUGAUGAUUCAUUCUGUUCCCUCAGUAUAUAGAAGCCCACAGCAAGUGGUAACUAACAAUUGUGUUUGACAUUGAACUUUUU
Molecule: messenger RNA, 1861 nt
Organism: Puccinia graminis f. sp. tritici CRL 75-36-700-3
Lineage: Eukaryota; Fungi; Basidiomycota; Pucciniomycetes; Pucciniales; Pucciniaceae
Exons: 7
Coding region: 91-1320 (409 amino acids)
Cellular component (GO): plasma membrane; endoplasmic reticulum; Golgi apparatus
Source: RefSeq, a predicted model, not a curated record